Kalmanozyma brasiliensis GHG001 is the source of this 678-nucleotide messenger RNA. RefSeq names its product CS domain protein. The transcript has a single exon. The coding region runs from base 1 to 678 and encodes 225 amino acids. Lineage: Eukaryota; Fungi; Basidiomycota; Ustilaginomycetes; Ustilaginales. Gene Ontology annotation, molecular function: protein-folding chaperone binding. Gene Ontology annotation, biological process: protein stabilization. The record is from RefSeq and is a predicted model, not a curated record.
AUGGCGGACGUAAGCACUUCCGGCUCUUCCGCCACCGCGGACGCACCAGCAACGCCUCGCUACGACUUCUAUCAGACAGACACCGUCCUCACCCUCUCGAUCUUUGUCAAGGCGGCCUCCCAAGAAUCGCUCCAGAUUGACAUCGCCGAAAGCUCGCUCUACGUUAAGGCGAUCUCGUCCAUCACUGGCUCCGAGUACGUCCUUCGUAUCGAACCGCUCUUCUCUACGGUCGAUGUGACAAACUCAUCCUACAAGGUGCUCUCGACUAAAAUCGACGUGGUGCUGCACAAAGCGCAACCGGGUCUGCGUUGGCUCUCGCUCAAAGGCGCGUCGGCUCAGCAGAGCGCGAUCCCGGUAGCUGCGCCAACGAACAUCUCCACACAAGCAGCAAAACCAGCUGCUCCUCGAACGAAGUCCAAAUGGGACUCGUUCGAUCCUGAUGCGGACGACGACACCGCAAAGGGACCCGCUGGCGCAGCAGGGGGAGGUGGCGACGAAGCCGACAUCAACAAGUUCUUCCAGAAGCUCUACGCAGAUGCAGACCCCGAUACUCGAAGAGCGAUGAUGAAAAGUUACCAGGAAAGCGGUGGGACCACAUUGUCGACGGACUGGAGCAAGGUCGGAAAGGAAGAGGUCCGAACGCAUCCUCCUGACGGUAUGGAGGCCAAAAAGUGGUAG